Dunckerocampus dactyliophorus (ringed pipefish) is the source of this 908-nucleotide messenger RNA. It is a transcript of the gene stpg4, whose product is annotated as sperm-tail PG-rich repeat containing 4. Bases 3 to 779 code for a protein of 258 amino acids. NCBI's taxonomy places the organism in Eukaryota, Metazoa, Chordata, Actinopteri, Syngnathiformes, Syngnathidae. Gene Ontology annotation, biological process: epigenetic programing of male pronucleus. Gene Ontology annotation, cellular component: germinal vesicle; female pronucleus; male pronucleus. The transcript has 7 exons. The record is from RefSeq and is a predicted model, not a curated record. Gene Ontology annotation, molecular function: chromatin binding; histone binding.
UAAUGGUGCUAAGGUGUCACUGGAUCUCCAGGCAGCCAGAUAGUGAAUGGUACUGCAAUGAGCACAGUGCAGCAUCGGUCCUCAUGGACAAACAAAUUCAAGUUGGCUACCUAUUUCGGAACGGUAACAGAACAUAUAAGGCCGAUGGCAAUGCGGACCUGCACGACCGUAGUCGGUGGUGUCUGGUAGGACUGAAGGAUACACCAAACCCUGGCGUCUAUUACAUCCGAGACUUCAUUGAGGAAGCACACCUGAACUCCAUCAGGAAGACGUAUGGGUUUAAAAGCACCGGUCGAAAACGUGACAUUUUGGGAUUGCCAAAAGGGGACCUGUUGCUACCUGGAGCAUACGACCUAACUGACUCCACCCAAGAGGUUCUGAAGCGCAAGAUGUCCUACUCUUUUAAGACAUGUCCACGGCCUGACAUUGUCACUCUGGGCAUCCGAGACAAGCAAAUUGACACUUCGCCUUGUCAUUACAAUGUGGCAGUGAAACCAGUGGAGAAGAUACCCUGCAACCAUGUGAUGUUUCGGUCAAGAGUACAAAGGAUCACUUUUCCACCAAAGGAGGGUCCUGCUCCUGGGGUCUACAAUCCUCCAAGCAAACCUGCAAAAGGCAUCACUUCCUCUUUCAAAUCCAAGCUGCCACGGCUUCACAGCGUGCAUUCAAUAACCCCAGGGCCAGGGGCACAUGAACCCCGCUGGAAGUCAGGUGACCGCCUUAGCAUCAAGCGCACUGUGGAGCCACGCUUUAGCCUUCUUUUCCGUCACACUCCCUAGUGUGACUACGUAGAGGAACAUUCCAUGCAAGUGAUGCUCUCUUUAUCCAAUAAAAGUACAUUCCUGAAUACACCAAACCUGCAGUCUCUUAAUGCUUGGACUCAUGUUUUUCUGCACGGGUUCUCUGGU